This is a messenger RNA of Engraulis encrasicolus (European anchovy), 3658 nucleotides long. It is a transcript of the gene gabpb1, whose product is annotated as GA binding protein transcription factor subunit beta 1. NCBI's taxonomy places the organism in Eukaryota, Metazoa, Chordata, Actinopteri, Clupeiformes, Engraulidae. The coding region runs from base 293 to 1297 and encodes 334 amino acids. Gene Ontology annotation, molecular function: transcription cis-regulatory region binding; protein binding. The transcript is spliced from 7 exons. Gene Ontology annotation, biological process: positive regulation of transcription by RNA polymerase II. Gene Ontology annotation, cellular component: nucleus. The record is from RefSeq and is a predicted model, not a curated record.
GUUUGCAUUGUAGGCCUACUGUUGAUGGAUGACAUCUGUUUUUGUCCAAUGUCUUGUCUGUGUUAUGGGGGAAUGUGUUGCUCUGGGUGAAUGUGCUUGGUAAUCUGACUGUAUUGUGUUUGUUUUCAUGUCUUACGCACCUCUCACUAGAAGAAAUUUCCCCCAUGGGGGACAAUAAAGCUACUACUACUACUACUACAGGCCAGGGAUGUUGUUAUUGGGUCAAUGGAGGAUACAGCACAUAGAACUAGACCUCCUCCUCACCCACAACAACACAAGUGUUUUCCCCUGAAUGUGGGGCCCUCAGCUUCUGAUUCUGGGGACAUCUCCACUGCACUUGUCUGCCCAGUAUGGGCAUUACUCCACCACCGAAGUGUUGUUGAGGGCGGGCGUGAGUCGAGAUGCUCGGACCAAAGUGGACCGGACACCCCUGCACAUGGCAGCUUCAGAGGGACACGCUAGCAUUGUGGAGGUGCUGCUGAAGCACGGGGCUGACGUGAACGCUAAGGACAUGCUGAAGAUGACGGCUCUUCACUGGGCGGCCGAGCACGGGCACCGGGAGGCCGUGGAGGUCCUCAUCAAAUAUGGCGCCGACGUCCACGCGCAGAGCAAGUUCUGCAAGAACGCCCUCGACAUCGCCCUGGACAACGGGAACGAGGAGCUCUCCGAAAUCCUUCAGGUAGAAGGAGGACACUACUACUAUGAGGUGGCCAUGCAGAACCAAAUCAACACCAACCCAGAGAGUCCGGACACCAUGACGAUACACACGGCAACACCACAGUUCAUCAUCGGGCCGGGAGGGGUGGUCAACCUGGCGGGGCUGAUCUCCGGCAACUCGGGGAAAUCAGCAGUUAUGGCCACAGAGGAGGUGGUGACGGCAGACUCGGUGGACGGCGCCAUUCAGCAGGUCGUCAGCUCAGGGGGUCAACAGGUCAUCACCAUAGUUACAGACGGCGGCAGCAUUCUGGGCAACCUCCCGGCAGGCAGUCAGCCAAUCAUCGUGACCAUGCCCGACGGGCAGCAAGUCUUGACAGUGCCUGCCACGGACAUCGCAGAGGAGACGGUGAUCAGCGAGGAGCCUACAAUGAAACGACAGCGCAUAGAGGUGGUGGAGAACAACACCAUCACCGUCAGCCAGGACAUAGAGGAGAAGGAGGCCCUGCAGAAGCAGCUGGAUGAGGCCAAUCGCGAGGCUCAGAAGUACCGGACGCAACUGCUGAAGAAGGAGCAGGAGGCAGAGGCCUACAGGGUGAAACUGGAGGCCAUCUCCAGACAGGGCGGCAAGAACAUGGCGUGAGGAUGCUCAGUCAAGGCUGCUGAUAACUUUGACUGGGCCAUGGACAAAAUCAUCUGAAAGGGACUCCUCCCAAUCCCACUCAAUACAUUCAGUCUAAUGAGCACCCAUUUCUGGGGCCCCUCUCUCCCUAGUGACGCUCGCUCACAUUAUACAGAGACUCUUAUUCUGAAACACUGUUGAUGGGGAGGAAGGAUACAUUGCACACUCCUAGCAUGGAGAAAAGACCCGUAAAUAACGCCAAGCAAGCAUGCAGUACAUACAGAAUAAGCACACAUGGGGAAGUGUGGCUGGCCUAAGCAGAAACCAUUGGUGCCAUUUAGAUGGCAGAGACUGAUGACAGGUGACACUACUGUGACUAUGAGGUCACCAGCAUCAUUAUGAGACUUACUAGAGACUUGUGCUGGGGACAGAAUGCCGACUUUCCAAAAAAUAAAAAAUAAGGGUUGCAUUUCAGAGCCAUCCUCACUGCAAGUUUGCACAGUACAGUGCAUUUCCAAAUUGCUAUUUUCUUCCAUUCUGAUCCCUUCUAAUCCGCGCAGUCAUUCAAAUGGUUGAAUUCUAAAAACAGAACUCCCUGAAGAGGCUGUUUUGUUGAAGUUACAUUGUUGGAUUUAACAAGUCAUUACAUUUUUGCCUUUGUCAAAUUACUGUCGGCUUACCCAAGUACUUUGUGUACAGUCUGUUACUAAUAUCAGCAACUACAGAUAUAGUUUGUAGAUUUUCAUUGAGGAUAUAAAAUGUACUUUGUGAACUUUUUAAAAAUCAUUGUUUUUGCAUUGCUAUGUUUUGCUUUUGAUUUCCGAUUGACAUGCUUCACGGGGCAGGAACCAUCCUCUAUUGAUACGAUACGACAGGAACCAUGAUCUAGUGUGUUCUAUUGGCAAGGCAGGAACAAUGUUCUUAUGUUCUAUUGACAAGACAGGAACCAUGUUCUCUUGUGUUCUAUUGACAAGACAGGAACCAUGUUCUCUUGUGUUCUAUUGGCAAGGCAGGAACCAUGUUCUCUUGUGUUCUAUUGACAAGACAGGAACCAUGUUCUCUUGUGUUCUAUUGGCAAGGCAGGAACCAUGUUCUCUUGUGUUCUGUCGCAAGCGUGGGAAGGAACCAUUGUCUUGUGUGUUCUGUUGACAUUCUUGGGUUUGCUGCAAGCAUCGCGUUUCAAAAACUUGAAAUCUAUUUUUAUGCAUGUACAGUGUAGUCAUAACAAAUACGUAAUGAUAACCACGAUAAUCAGGAGUUGCUAUAAUCUGUGAUGAGAAGUGGCCUUUUUUCUCUUUUCUCUUGAGAGCGAUAGUGACAGACAGAGCAAGAGCAAAAGCUAAUGAGAAAUAUAAAUAGUCGUACUGAAAGAACAGUAGAAAUCAACAGGCCAUUAUCCAGGUUUGGACCAACAUUAAUAUGUUAAUUGAGGAGAGAAUCUGAAGCACAUUGCAUUCAUGCAUUUGCAUUUGCAUGCAUUUGCAACAAUAUCUUGCAGCACUGAGGAGGAAGGUGACAUAUUUCCAGGUUGAGUGGGAAGGAUAUUGCUCAAACUAGUGAUGUCUCAACAUGGAAAUGAGCUUCCUUAAUGCACAGAGUUCACUCGGAAGAAGAUGAUGUUGCAAACAUUGAAUGCCUUGUGGUGACGUACUACAUACUGUAUGUGUGAUGAAUUAUUACGGCAUUUUAACACUUUUUAAGUGAAGAGCUUGCAAUUGGACUGAAAAUUGUAGACGUCCACGUCACUGAACCAUAAAAGGUUAAUACUUUAAACCAGUGGUUCCCAACCUUUUUCUUAAGGGACCCAUGUUUUUACUAUUGUAAGCUUUGGUGACCCAACCACGCGAGCGCCCGCACGAGACGGAGUCACAAGAUGCCCUCCGUUUCCUGCGAAAACGUAUUUUAUUUAUUUUAUUCCUCAAUUCGUCUUUGGUCAAAUAUAGAAUAAAUGUCUAAUGUAGCACUUACAAUUUGUUGCGUCUAUGCAUUUAUUAGUUAAAUGCUCUGUCUUUUAUUCAACAUGGGCUAUAUAUAUUUAAAACGAAACCCUUAAAAUCAAGAGGGCUCCGCGACCCCCUGUGGAUCUUUGGCGACCCAUAAGGGGGGUCCCGACCCAUAGGUUGGGAACCACUGCUUUAAACUGCAUUGCACUCCUGCUUCUCUCUUCAGUUGAUGUUUGUCCCACUGUGAUGCACCUGCAAGCUUGAGGGAUGAUGUGUUCAGUCCCAAUUCAACAUUAAUGUUAAUGUUUUUUAUUAUUAUUACCUACAGGGUUUUAAGUUUUGUGUAUAUAAUGUGUGCCAUGAUGAGAGUAUGUACGAAUGAUGCUAUUCUGUUAAUCUACAUUCAUAAAGCAUUCUGAACAUGUUUUUGAUAAUGAAA